Messenger RNA from Ziziphus jujuba (common jujube), 945 nucleotides. Its product is annotated as ankyrin repeat-containing protein At5g02620-like. Bases 1 to 945 code for a protein of 314 amino acids. The transcript is spliced from 5 exons. The record is from RefSeq and is a predicted model, not a curated record. Gene Ontology annotation, molecular function: protein phosphatase regulator activity; protein phosphatase 1 binding. Gene Ontology annotation, cellular component: plasma membrane. NCBI's taxonomy places the organism in Eukaryota, Viridiplantae, Streptophyta, Magnoliopsida, Rosales, Rhamnaceae.
AUGUUAGACGAGUGCAAAUCACCGGCUACUGGUGGUCCUGAUGGCAGAAAUGUUCUGCAUGCUGCAACCAUACGCAAAGAUGAAGAAAUGAUUAAAGAAAUCCUAGGAAAAAUGGGAGGAAAGGGAGCUCAAAUGUUGGAAGAAGCAGAUGAAAUGGGCUGGACUCCAUUACACCAUGCUGCAAAAAUGGGAUAUCUUCCUGCAGUAAAACUGCUUCUAGAAUUACCAAUUGGUAGAGAAAAAGCAGCCUACAAGAAAGAUAAACAAGGAAACACUGCUCUUCAUCUUGCAGCUGCUUUAAAUUGUAAGGAGAUAAUAUCAGAAAUUAUAAACUGGUGUCCAGAAUGCUAUGAAUUAGUGAACGAAGAAGGCCGGAAUAUUUUACACUCUGCGGUGCAGAACAAUGACGUCUAUCAACUGGCAGUGUACACUAUACUGAAAACGAAUGCAUUCAGCAACUUGUUAAAUGAAAAGGAUGCUAAAGGGAAUACACCGCUCAAUCACAUUGCCAUUUCACUUAAUAGUGACCGGCUUGAUGAUCUCAUUGACCACCCUAGAGUGGAUAAGAUGGCAUUCAACAAACAAAAUCGAAAUGCCUUCGACCUUGCUUCCACUUCUAAAGUUUUUGCACCAAGGAAGAAAUACUUUAAACGACGUUUGCAAAAACACGGUCUGAGGUUGGGCCUUCGAAUACCUCGCUUAAACAAUGAAGUGGAAGAAAAUGGACGGGAAAACUCCGCUUUAAAUGAGCUAGAAAAAGCACAAAACACUAAUUUGAUAGUUGCUGCACUGAUUGCCACAGUAACUUUUACAACGGGUUUUACUGUACCUGGAGCCUUUGCCCUCACUACCUUGGCCAUGGCAGCCAUGGUGGCUGCAUUUGUUACAGGCACAUGUGUCAUUGGAUUUACCACUCUGCCGCCUCAUGUUGGACAUGGUUUGUGA